AGAGAGAAGCCAGCAUAUUUGAAAGAUCACUCAGCCAUAACACACCUUUGCUGGGGCGGGAUAAAAAGUGUUCGCUGCAGAUUUUUAGUAGAAAACAUCAGGGGAGGCGAGAGGGGGGUUUCAUCUAAAGCGGUUCAUUCACCAUUCCUUCAGGAAAGCAAUCUAGGUGGCUAUGAUAUGGAUGGUACCAAGAAAGGCAGGAGAGAAGGCUCUGAAGUCACAGAAAGAGUUAUCACUGAAACAGUAACCACAAGACUUACAUCCUUGCCACCAAAAGGAGGGACAAGUAAUGGAUAUGCCAAAACAUCAUCUCUCAGUGGAGGGAGCCGGCUGGAGAAGCAGAGUUUAACCCAUGGCAGCAGUGGCUACAUAAACUCCAGUGGAAGUUUAAGAGGAAAUGCCUCCACCUCCAGUUAUAGGAGGGCCCAGUCUCCUGCUUCUACUCUCCCCAAUUCACCAGGCUCAACCUUUGAAAGGAAAAGUCAUGUCACCCGCCAUGCAACAUAUGAAGGGAGCUCAAGUGGGAAUUCUUCUCCAGAAUACCCUCGGAAGGAAUUUGGAUCUUCUUCCACCAGAGGACGGAGCCAGACUCGAGAGAGUGAAAUUCGUGUUCGUCUACAGAGUGCUUCCCCAUCUACCCGAUGGACAGAAUUAGAUGAUGUGAAACGUUUGCUCAAGGGGAGCAGAUCAGCCAGUGCAAGUCCUACCCGGAACUCUUCCAACACACUCCCCAUCCCCAAGAAGGCUACUGUGGAAACCAAGAUGGUGACAGAGAGUUCUCAGUCAGUAUCAGGUACUUACGACACAACCAUCGUAGAUGCUAACCUCCCCUCCUACAUGUGGUCCUCUACCUUGCCUGCUGGUUCAUCUAUGGGAGCUUAUCACAACAACAUGGCAGCCCAGAGCUCAUCCCUUCUCAAUACCAAUGCUUACUCAACGGGAUCGGUGUUUGGUGUUCCCAACAAUAUGGCUUCCUGCUCACCUACCCUACACCCUGGGCUCAGCACCUGCUCCUCAGUUUUUGGCGUCCAAAACAACUUGGCUCCCAGCUCUUCCACCCUGGCUCAUGGCACAACCACCACCACCACAUCCACAGUAUAUGGUGUAAAGAAAAACGUCCAGGCCCCCACUGUUGUCAGUACAGGCGUGAGCACCUCUGCAGGCACCACCAGUUCCCACACUGAUGAUCUGCUGCGCAAGGACUGUAAGUUCUUGCUGUUGGAGAAGGAGAAUGUUCCAGCCAAGAAAGAGAUGGAGCUGUUGAUCAUGACCAAGGACAGUGGGAAGGUCUUCACCGCUUCCACCACUGGGCUCAGUACAACUUCAUUCUCAGAAGACACUCUGAAAAAAGACAAGCAAGCGAUGUCUUCCUCCUACGUCUCUGACUCCUGUCUCAAAUCUGAAGCUAACGGAGGUCUGAAGGUUGCAUCCAUGAAGGACAAAGCCACCUAUGCAGAAAUACAAGGAGAUGACCGUGGUGUCGGUGGUGCAGGAGGAGGAGGAGGUGGAGGUGGCGGCGGUGCAGGUUUUGGGGCUGCCCCCGCCUGGUGUCCCUGUGGCUCCUGCUGUAGUUGGUGGAAGUGGCUUUUAGGUCUGCUCCUGGCCUGGCUGUUGCUUCUUGGAUUGCUUUUCGGACUCAUUGCUUUGGCGGAGGAGGUGAGGAAGCUGAGAGCUCGUGUGGAUGACCUGGAGCAAAUCAACACUAGUAUGUUACAGGACAGGGAGAAGAUCUACAAAGAUCGAGCCAUUGCUGUCUCCCAUGUUGGUGGAGGGACCAGUGAACUUGACAGCCACAGUCAAGAGGCUCUCUGGUUAUUUGUGAAAAACAGGCUGCUGAUAGAACAGGAAAAGGGAAAUCUACGAGGAAAUCCUGGACCAAAAGGUGAUAUGGGAAUUCAAGGUCCAAAAGGAGAAAGAGGGUUUAUUGGAGUUCCAGGUGUUCCAGGGACUAUGGGCCAUCCAGGCCCAGAAGGACCAAAGGGACAGAAAGGCAGUUUGGGAGAAUCUGGUCCAGAGGGACCCAUGGGUCAGAGAGGACGAGAAGGCCCCACAGGGCCUCGCGGUGAACCGGGCCCCCCUGGUUUUGGAGAGAAGGGAGACAGAGGUGCUGCUGGAGAUCCAGGUCCUCAAGGCCCCCCUGGUGUCCCUGGUUCUGUUGGUCCCAAAGGUUCUGUUGGUUCCCCAGGACCCCAGGGCCCCUCAGGUCCUUCUGGCCUCCAAGGCUUCAGAGGUGAAGCUGGUUCCCCUGGUCCCAAAGGGGAGAAAGGACCAAUGGGACCCCCAGGACCCAAAGGUGAUGCGGGUGAGAAAGGACCUCGAGGUCUUACAGGAGAACCUGGAUCAAGAGGUCUUCCUGGUCCAACUGGUGAACCUGGUGCUAAAGGAGCUGUGGGUCCAGCUGGUCCAGAUGGACACCAAGGCCCAAGAGGUGAACAAGGUCUUACAGGGAUGCCUGGAAUCCGUGGCCCACCAGGACCUGCAGGAGAAGGAGGGAAACCAGGCCUCACAGGACCCCAAGGACCUCCAGGACUUCCUGGGACUCCAGGCAGACAGGGGGUUAAAGGUGACACUGGAACUCCAGGCAGGAUUGUAACUUCAGAGGGAACAUCAACAGUGACUGUACCAGGACCUCCAGGACCACCAGGAGCCAUGGGGCCCCCAGGACCACCAGGCAUUCCAGGACCUGCCGGCCCAGCUGGUCUUCCAGGACAACAAGGUCCCCGAGGGGAGAGAGGCAUCGCAGGGGAAUCGAUUAUUGGAAGCAGCUCUUCUGCUGGGCUCAAUUCUGCUCCUCACACUGCUCAAUUGCAAGGCCCCCCUGGACCACCAGGACCACCAGGACCACCAGGAGCUUCCAUCACAGGCCCUCCAGGACCCCGAGGCCCAGCAGGGGAAGGCCUACCAGGACCUCCUGGACCACCUGGAAGUUUCCUUACAAACUCAGAAACAUUCUUCUCUGGUCCCCCUGGCCCACCUGGACCUCCUGGCCCCAAAGGAGAUCAAGGCUCUCCGGGACCCCGAGGAUACCAAGGAGACCCUGGCCUCCCAGGACUCUCUGUUUCAGGUUCGGACACGCUGGGAGUCACCCUACGAGGUCCACCUGGCCCACCUGGUGAUCAGGGACUUCCAGGACCCAAAGGUGACAAAGGUGAUCCUGGUGUCCCUGGUGCUCCUGGAAUCCCUGGGAGCCCCUCUCGAGGAGGCUCAUCAAGUUCUCGAGGACCCCCAGGACCACCUGGCCCUCCUGGUCCUCCUGGCUCCAUCAGCAGCUCCAGACGGGAGAUUCAACAGUACAUCUCUGAUUACAUGCAGAGUGACAGCAUCAGAAGUCACCUCUCUGGAGUUCAGGGUCCCCCUGGCCCCCCAGGGCCUCCAGGACCUGUCACCACCAUUGGUGGGGAAACUUUCGACUACACUGAGCUGGCGAGCCGAGUCAUGAGCUACUUACGGACUUCUGGGUACAAUGUGGGCUCCUUUUCCUCGAUUUCUUCUGAAGACAUCCUACUUGUUCUGCAAAGGGAAGAAGUGCGCCAAUAUCUCCGGCAAUAUCUGAUGGGUCCUCGAGGACCGCCUGGGCCACCAGGAGCCAGCGGGGAUGGGUCCAUGCUGACUCUGGACUAUGAAGAGUUGACCAACCGCAUCCUAAGCUACAUGAGAAGUUCUGGGAUCAGUGUUGGUUCCCCUGGUCCCCCUGGUCCCCCAGGUCUGCCAGGAACAUCCUACCAGGACCUGUUGUCUUUGCUCCAAGGGUCUGAAUACAGUGGCAUCGUUGGGCCUCCUGGACCCCCUGGACCUCCAGGGCCUUCAGGCAGCUCCUGGUCUAGCCUCAGUAUGGAGGAACUUUCAUCUUACCUUCAAAGUGCAGGCUUCUCUUCGGUCUCGGGUCCUCCCGGUCCCCCAGGGCCUCCAGGCCCCCGCGGCCCCCCUGGGGUUUCGGCAGCUUUGGCAACCUAUGCGGCUGAAAACAGCGACAGUUUCCGGAGUGAGCUGAUUAGCUACCUUACAAGUCCUGAUGUCCGAAGCUUCAUCGUGGGACCUCCGGGCCCCCCGGGGCCUCAGGGUCCGCCGGGAGAUGGCCGGCUACGGGAAGCGGACGGCUCCUACAGCCGGGGAAGCAGUAACUCCUACGGCUCUUCGACCAGCCGCAGUACUUCCUACAGCUCCUCGCUGGGAUUGGGAGGAGCCAACGGAGGAGCGUCCCUGGGUGGAGGGGGAGCCUACGGCGCAACUCUGGGAGAUGGUGGCCCCUACGGCACAGAUGUUGGUGGAGGCUACGGGACGGCAGCGGGAGAAGGGGGCAUGUAUGGCCCUGAGGGCAGAGCUUUCGGUGCAGGCUUCGCCGCGGACCUGGAUUACAGUGAACUGGCUGUUCGGGUGUCGGAGACCUUGCACCGUCAGGGUCUGCUCCAAGGCAUGGCUUACACCGUGCAAGGCCCGCCAGGCCAGCCUGGGCCCCAGGGUCCUCCUGGUGUCAGCAAGGUAUUCGCAACCUACAGCAACGUGACCGAGGACCUCAUGGACUUCUUCCGGACUUAUGGGACAAUUCCAGGACCAAAGGGAGACACAGGCUUUCCAGGACCCAGAGGUGAAAGGGGACCAGCUGGAAAUCCGGGUAGACCUGGACCUCCAGGCCCCAGAGGACACAAAGGAGACAAAGGAGACAAAGGUGAACAAGUCUAUGUUGGCAGGAGGAGGAGAAGCAUUGCUGCAAAACCAUAAGGAUUAAGCCAUGCUGAGCUCAUUCCUGGAAUGGGGUUGGGCUAAAAGUUCUAAGUCUUACUGACUUCCUUUUGGGACAUCUUAGCCAAACAACUACUUUGGGUCAAGAAAUGUGUCUCAUAAUUUGAAAUGGCCUAAGUGAUGCUGGCUUUAGCUCCCAUAUAACAACACGUGGGUAAUUCCUCAGGCUGGAUAAACUUCAAGUAAUGUUUUGGGGAUUGAUCUGUUCCUUAGUAGAGUUCACAUUUCAAAGCCACUUGGGAGUUUGCAACAAAUGCUUCUCAGGUACCACCUGAGGGAAGUCCUGUACUCAACUUUUCCUAUGACUUUCAGUCAUAAUUCCAGGGAAUCUUUACCUUUACUGUGGCUUAACUUUAACUGGUUUUAAAUUGAACUCCAAAGAUGGGGAGCUUUCUUCCUUGAAGUAGUUCUUGGUGAUGGAUGGCUUCACUGCUCUGCCUUGGUUAACAUGUCCAAGGUGCUUUUAGUUGUUCUCUACCUGAAUUUCUAUCUGCUCAAGCUAGUCAUAGAGAAGAAAGCUAGCUAAGGAAAACUGAUCCAUUUAAGUUACUGGGAAGAAUAGAAAGCCACAGAAUUAAAUUUUCCUCUAGGAGGAGAUACUCAGUUUAGCAGGGUUUCCAAUUUUUAUAAUUUUUUUGAAUACAUUAGCUUUUUACUUGAACAACAAAAAAGGAACAUAUUUAACUAUCACCAAGCACCAAAUGUCUAUCUUCAUUUUUAAUAGCUAAUGGUAGGCUAUUGAUAAACUACAAAGAGAGGUGAUCCAAGAACUCAUGGGGGUUGGGACUAGUGGUACUAGAUAUUGGACGAAUUGUUUCAGUUCUGAAAUGCCUAUUUCUGACUAUAAGGAGAUAUUGGGGGGGGGAGGCUAUCAGGAUCAGAUGAAUUUAAGCACUUUUAAAUUUUUUUUUAAUUUUUUUAAACAUCUGUAUGUGGUCAAGUUGAAGUUGUUUUGUUAAUUUCCAAUUAAAGUUUAUUAAUAAUA
Molecule: messenger RNA, 5725 nt
Organism: Monodelphis domestica (gray short-tailed opossum)
Lineage: Eukaryota; Metazoa; Chordata; Mammalia; Didelphimorphia; Didelphidae
Gene: COL17A1
Product: collagen type XVII alpha 1 chain
Biological process (GO): extracellular matrix organization
Molecular function (GO): extracellular matrix structural constituent conferring tensile strength
Source: RefSeq, a predicted model, not a curated record